CUGGCUUCCUUUCUGGUGUUUACUACGGGGAGCAGCCUGCUCAGAGCUCACAGAAGGCUUGCCCCUCGUCCCAGGCAGAGAGCAAGCCAGGCCCUUCCCCAGAGCCGGCAGGGCCGCCUCCUCCGGGAGCCUCGCUCACUGCCCUCCCCCAAGCAAGUCUGAACCUGAGCCACCAUGGUCCCCACAGAAGCCACAAGCCUAAUCCCUAACCUGUCAGAUGACUACGCCUACGAUGGCACGCCGCCCAUGGAGUAUGACGGCAACUUCACGGACUACUUCUGUGAGAAAAGCCAUGUCAGGCAGUUUGCUGGCCACUUCCUCCCACCCCUGUACUGGCUCGUGUUCAUCGUGGGGGCCGUGGGCAACAGCCUCGUCAUCCUGGUCUACUGGUACUGCACGAGAGUGAAGACCAUGACCGACAUGUUCCUUCUCAACUUGGCCAUCGCCGACCUUCUCUUUCUCGCCACCCUGCCCUUCUGGGCCAUUGCCGCCGCUGACCAGUGGAAAUUCCAGACCUUCAUGUGCAAGGUGGUCAACAGCAUGUACAAGAUGAACUUCUACAGCUGCGUGCUGCUCAUCAUGUGCAUCAGCGUGGACAGGUACAUCGCCAUCGCGCAGGCCAUGAGAGCGCAGAUGUGGAGGCGGAAAAGGCUCCUCUACAGCAAGAUGGUCUGCUUCACCGUCUGGGUGAUGGCGGCCGCACUCUGCCUCCCGGAACUCCUGUACAGCCAAGUCAAGGAGGAGCACGGAAUUGCUAUCUGCACCAUGGUCUACUCCAGCGACGAGAGUACCAAACUCAAGUCGGCUGUCUUGACCCUGAAGGUCAUCCUGGGCUUCUUCCUCCCCUUUGUGGUCAUGGCUUGCUGCUACACCAUCAUCAUCCACACCCUGAUCCAGGCCAAGAAGUCUUCCAAGCACAAGGCCCUGAAGGUGACCAUCACUGUGCUCACCGUCUUUGUCCUGUCCCAGUUCCCCCACAACUGUGUUCUGCUGGUGCAGACCAUCGAUGCCUACGCCAUGUUCAUCUCCAGCUGCGCCCUCUCCAUCAAAAUUGACAUCUGCUUCCAGGUCACUCAGACCGUGGCCUUUUUCCACAGUUGCCUGAACCCUGUUCUCUACGUUUUUGUGGGCGAGAGGUUCCGCCGGGAUCUUGUGAAGACCCUGAAGAACCUGGGCUGCAUCAGCCAGGCUCAGUGGGUUUCAUUCACGAGGAGAGAGGGAAGCCUGAAGCUGUCAUCUAUGCUGCUGGAGACAACCUCGGGGGCUCUAUCCUUCUGAGGUGGCUUCUCUGAGUUGAGCGGUCCUUUUGGAAGUGUCAAGAAAUUCAGACACAGCUUCCCUUACUGAUAGGCCAGAGAGAAAGUGGAGAAGGAGAAGGAAUGAGAAAAGGGAGGUAGAAAACUCAGAAAGGGAUGAAUUUGAAUAGCAUUAUUACUUUUGGUCAGGAUUUGCCAAGUUGGACUCUUUAAAACUGACUGGCCAUCCCAGGAGACUGCUGACUGGCUCCUGGCUGCAAAGCCUGUGGUUUUCAGAGGAGGAUUAAUGAACGACAGACACCACAGGCCCCCGAGGCUUUGCCACUUGCCUGAGCAUUAAUGCAGCUGUGCCCUGGAGGAGGCGUUUGAUUUCUCGGAGCAAUGGGAAUCGCUGUGGCUUCAGUUCUGACGCAAUCUCUUCCAAAAGAAGACACAGAAGCAUCGGCCAUUGCCACAGUCCAUGAAUACACAAGGCUUCAUGAAAGCUUCUGUCUUUGGAGAAUUUCUACUCUGGUUUUGGAGGCUGAUACCCAUGGCAGGUGUUGCUCUAGAAUCCUUCCAAACAAUCUCAGAUCUAAUUCCCUUCUGCUCUCCUUGAUCUAUUCUGGGCCAGUUGGGUCCUUGUUCCUGUUCUGAAACUAUCUGCAGCACUGGUCAUUGAGCCUCUGGGUAACUGACCAUACCAGCAUGUCACCUGAAUUCUGCUGGCUUCCAACCCACGUCUUCUGGAGGCUCUGUGAUUCCUCACCUGGCUGCCACGCUGAUCUGGGCAGGAUUCAGCUUGUCCCUUGGUGCCAUGGAAGUGGUCUUCACAACCCGUGCAGGGAGAGUAAGAACCUGGGUUGGUGGGGACCUGGCUCCAUUAGAGCUCACUCUGUUGAGUGGCUGGUAGGAUGGUCUACUCUACCUGCUCCCUAUACAAUGGACUGGCCCUAUUUGCCCUCUUGUUUCUGAGGCCACUGGAAGGAUAUCUGCCUCCAUGCUUCUCUUUUUCAUAUUGUAUAAUGCUAACUUUUUUUUUUUUUUAAGAUUUCAACAUAGAGAUUAGCCUGAAAAAAAAAUAAUGUAAUUUACCUUUGUGUCUCUUUUUACUAUUUGGCAAAUUUAUCACAUUAAAAAUUUUCAGUCAUUAGAAAAGUGCUUUUUAAAUGACUGUUUACAAAUAUCCAUUACUUUACACUUUUUUUUUUUUACCCUGUCUCUAUAUUUUAAAUGUGUAUAGAGAUCAAACAGCCAUAUUAGAGAAUGAAGAAUAAGAGACUGGGAUAAGGAAAUAACACUUCAAAAAUACCAUAAAACCAUUUUGGCUGAACAAUUUAUAGUUUCUUCUCUGGGCAAACUUAUCUCCCAAGUUUCUCCAGGUGAGUCCAUUGGCAUUCCCAAAGCAGACGAUUAGAGCAGGACCAUGAACCAUCCCGGCUUUGCCACUUGCUUCAGAGAAGGCAUCUCGUUUUCCCAGUGGGCUGUGAAUUGCUGUGGUUUCGGUUCCAAGGCCAUCCCCUCCAAACGGGACGCCGAAGCACUGGACUCUGCAACAGUGUCCUUUCCCCCGCCCACUUCUAAACUACACGUCAGUGAGGAAUGAAGUGAGCAGAAAGUGGACAGCAACAAGGAGAGCAAGAGACAAUACAAAGGCCUUGCCAACACACCCCAAGUGUGAGCAGUUGGUGGCAAACAAGCAUUGGCCUGGGACCAGCAGGUCAACAGGGGUCCCAGCACAAUAAGAACCACCUAGAGUCAAGGAGAGGAUGACCGUCCCAAGGCAGUCUACAGACAGAGCUGUCCAUGUGGCCACCUUUUCCAGAAGAAGACUCAUAUCCAUUAGAAUAAGCAACAGGAAUGGGCCACACCUAAAUAACUCUGUGCAGUUCUGUGGAAGAACUUGACUGGCAUUCAUCCCAUGCCCUUUUGAUACUGCGGUUCUGGUACUAUAUGUCCACUGGAGCUGAGGGUGGGGGUAGGGAUGGAAGCAGGGAGGAGUGAGCCACGACUGUGCUUGUUCAAUCUCCUCCAGCCUAGAGUCACUUAUGGGACACCAUGAUGGAGAUUAAGUUCAGAGGCAGUCUGAACUACAUGUUAGUUUUGCCAACAAAGGUACAUGCAGUCAAAGUUAUGGUUUUUCCAGUAGUCACAUACGGAUGUGAGAGUUGGACCAUAAAGAAGGCUGAGGACCGAAGAAAUGAUGCUUUCAAAUUGUGGUGCUUGAGAAGACUCUUGAGAGUCCCUUGGACUAUAAGGAGAUGAAAUCAGCCAAUCCUAAAGGAAAUCAACCCUGAUGAUUCAUUGGAAGGACUGAUGCUAAAGCUCCAAUACUUUGGCCACCUCACACAAAGAGCCAACUCACUGGAAAAGACCCUGAUGCUGGGAAAGACUGAGGGCAGGAGGAGAAGGGGGCAACAGAGGAUGAGAAGGUUGGAUGGCAUCACUGACUCAAUGGACAUGAGUUUGAGUAAACUCCAAGAGCUAGUGAAGGACAGGGAAGCCUGGAAUGCUGCAGUCCAUGGGAUCACAAAAAGUCAGACAUGGCUGAGCGACUGAACAACAACAACAGAGGUAGAUAAGGCUUUGACCAAUGUACAUUAGUUGAGAAAACAAUGUCAUGGACUCUACUGUUCCCCCCUCUGAUUUUUAGGAAAGGAGAUGAAUGCCGUAAGAACCACGAACCCUGUACUGAGCAUGAUGACCACACUUAGUUCCAAGGGCCUCCUUUAGCACCCGACUGACUGUCCCAGUUCUACCACAGCUUCGAAGCAGGGUUAAAGAUGCACUGCAGCUGUAUUAUAUUUUAAAGAUUUUUAGUAUCGUUUGUUGGUAAGUUAGUUUUUACGCAUAAAUAGGACCAUUCUACAGUCAAAUUAAACUAGGUCUUAGAAGUAGGUAUAUCCUAAGAUAAAAACAUUGGAAGAAUCUGCAAGGGUACACCCACCAGGACACCCAUUCAACAUUUCUAGAAAAUAUGUCUGUGAGUACUUUUCUGAAAUAAUGAUAAAAGAGGAUUAUAAUAUAAUUACAUUUUAGAGGAACUCUAUAGAUCAGAAAAAAUCAGGAAACUGAAUGAAAUAUAUCAAGAAAGAUACUGCUUAACCAAUUAAAAAUUUUUUAUGACUAAUCUCAAGUCAACACAUCACAAUGUGUACAUUCAAAGGGGAAUGUUGUUUUGAUGUAAGAUGUGAGAUAUGGAUGUCAGAGUUGGACUAUAAAUAAAGCUGAGCACCGCAGAAUUGAUGCUCUUGAACAGUGGUGUUGGAAGACACUUGAGAGUCCCUUGGACUGCAAGGAGAUCCAAUCAGUCCAUCCUAGAGGAAAUCAGUCCUAAAUAUUCAUUGGAAGGACUGAUGCUAAAGCUCCAAUACAGUCUGUCUCAAAGUGAGGUCUGGUCAAGGGGUGCUAAAUGACUUUGACAAAAGGGAGAUUAUCAUGGCCUCCAGUAUCUGCACCUCACACAUUUUAGACACUCCAAAGAAAUCUCUCUAUUCAUUUGACAAAUAGUUACUGAUUGCUUACUAUGAGUGAUUAAUAGAUAGCAUGGUUUUAGAAUUAUCAUCACAACCAAGACGUGGUGGUUCUGCAACAGGUUCCUUGGCCCGACUCCAGAUGGCCCUCCUAUUCCAACUGUGGUCUGAGCCCAGCAACCUCCCGGGACAGGGACUGUCUCUCUAAUCAAUUCUGUAUUAUUGUUACAGACAGCCCACAUAGCUAAUGUCCCUUUCAAUGUCUGCGUUAUAAAAACCUACAAAAGACAAGCAAAGGUUUCUCUACAACAUGUGACUCUUUGUGAGUUCCCCUCCACUCUUGACAUACUUGGGCUUCCCAGGUGGCGCAAGUGGUAGAGAACCCGCCUGCCAAUGCAGAAGAUGUAAGAUACACGGGUUCAAUCCCCAGGUCGGGAAGAUUCCCUGGAAGAGGGCGUGGCAACCCACUCCAGUAUUCUUGCCUGGAGAAUCCCAUGGACGAGGAGCCUGGUGGGCUACAGUCCAUAGGGUCACAGAGAGUUGGACACGGCUGAAGUGACUUAGCAUGCACAUAGCCUCAUGCCGGGCUGGCAAGAUGUCUCUGCCCAAGCCUAUUUCCUCCUACUUCCCUUCACAGUUGGCAACCCCGAACAGACAUUUGCCAUCAAGAUUCCAUCUCAGCAUCUGCUUCUAGAGAAGUCAGCUUGCAACAAGCUUUACCUCAGGGGCUGGCAACAGCAAAAACACAUUUGAGACCUGUUGGGCAAAGAGCACAGGGUACCCAGAGCUACAGAGUGUUCUGUGAGCAUCCAUCACAGAACCCAUCUCAGGAGGCUGGGAGCAGAGGCCUGCCUGGUCUUAAUUCAACCAUCAGCAGACCGCUGUGCACACCAACAGCCUGCCAGGCCCCGUGGGUACCGGGCAGACAUGGGCUCUCCUCUUCCGGCUGUCAUCUCCUGCUAGCUUGCUUUGUGCCAGGUAGAUAAUACUGUACGUAACUCAACCAUUUUACAGAUGAAGGGGCUGAGCGCUUCUGAGAUCAGGAACCCACCCAGCAUCACACUGUAGCAAGCGACAAGGCUAGGACAUGAUCCCGGGCAUGUCUGGCACUCAAGCCGUGGCUUUCGCCCACCAGGCUGUCCCACCUUGCGUGCGUGACACGGUCAGACAAAUCGGCCACUGCUUUGAAGGCUUGACCAAAAAUGUGCCGAGUACCAGGCUGAGUACCAGGGGCUGCAAAGACGCAUGGGCAGACUGGGCCGGCACUGCUUUAGAUACCACUGCGCACAAACUCUCAACAAUGACACGUGACAGCUGAGGCCCUGCUGAGCCCUCUGUCAAAACUGGGCCAUGGGAUGAUGGCUUCAUUCUCACAGCCUCGAGAAGGUUCCCCUCUUCUCCCUCUCACAGGCUCCUCCCCAAACACGUGCAGCCGUGGAGCCUCAAAUUCUUCGUGCAGGAGCCACAGAUUCCACUGCAGGUCUGAGGAUGUGCAGAUCCAACGACUCCGCACCCAAAACCUGGCCAGAAUUCUGGACACCCACCUGUCCUCCUCACCCCACGCUGUCCCCACUGGUCUUCCUAGCUCCUAUCUCACAAACAGUCCAUCUGCCUGCUGGACGCCACCUCAAAGUGCGUCAAUACCACAGGGAACAGAAGAAGCAUCCUAUCAAGCCCUACUCAAACUCCUGACCCAUAAAAUCAUGAGAUACAAUAAAAUGGUUAUUAUUGUUUUCAACCACUGAGUUUUGGGGGCAAUUUGUUACAUAGCAGUUGAUAAGCAGAAUACCAAGGAGCCAACAAUUUUACCAUUAGUCUUUCAAAUCCAACGCAAUGACGUGACCAACCUAGGUUGAACCCCCAGGAGCUCAUGGCUCAGAC
Molecule: messenger RNA, 6589 nt
Organism: Dama dama (fallow deer)
Lineage: Eukaryota; Metazoa; Chordata; Mammalia; Artiodactyla; Cervidae
Gene: CCR9
Product: C-C motif chemokine receptor 9
Exons: 3
Coding region: 175-1278 (367 amino acids)
Biological process (GO): chemotaxis; G protein-coupled receptor signaling pathway; immune response
Cellular component (GO): membrane
Molecular function (GO): C-C chemokine receptor activity
Source: RefSeq, a predicted model, not a curated record